GGUGGCCACCACGCCUUGGCAAAAAUUUCGAACGGCCAGAAACAGUCACAGUGGCGGCAAUUUGAGAUUGAAGGUCUAGUCUUGGUGUCUUCAUCAGCUUGUCAUCAGUAGCAUCGCGACGAGACUCCUCGAACUUUAGUAUUUCUAAAGAACUCUACUAAUCCAGAGUCGAGACAAGGACAAGUUUAAUAUUCAGUGGAAGCUAUCAUAGAACGGAGAAAGAAGAAAAGAGAGAGAAGAUAGAGGAGCCACAAUGCUGCUCCGUCGAAUCUUUCGAUCCGUCAAGAAGCGCAUGAAGAAGGUGGUGAAGAAGCCCAAGGAGGCAGCAGUGUCCACUACUACUACCACAUGUACUUCUUCUACGACCACCACCACCAGUAGUAGUAGUGUUACCACCCACAAGGCAUCCUCUCAUCCAAAGAGAACUUCUGUAGCUCCACUUCCCUCUUCCUCUUCUCCUUCCUCUUCCAAUAACAAUGUCUUUCGAAGCCACAGCGAUCUCCUCCUACUCAAAAAAAGCAACGGCUCGGCCUUCCAUCCUCCUUCUUCUGCUAAAACACGUUCUGCGGGAGCCUUUCCCACUACUCCAAGCAACACCAAUGCUCGUCCACUUCCUCCUCUUUCUUCCGCAAAGCCCAACAAGUAUGCUGCCAGUUCUUCCACCUCCUCCUUUUAUCAGUCUCCUUCUUCCGCCUUUUCUUCCGUAUUGGCACCACCUCCCACUGAUACCAAGCCUUACCACAAGAUUAACCACAACCACAGCUACAGUACAGCUACCACUGCUACUACCACUAGUACUACUACUGAUUCUAUCCACCACCCAAGAAAACCUCGCAAACAAGUGUGUUUUGGCUACAUUAUGGAACACCGGUACGUCAAGCCACCCACACGGACCAAGGCACAACGCAAGGCACUCUGGUACUCCUCCAAAGAAAUCAAGGCCAUGCGGGUCGAGAUUUGCGUGCAGCGAAAGAAACAAAAGAAACACCUUGUCAAUAAGGAAGAAAAGGCCAAACACGAACGGCGACGUGAUUUUGUGCGGUCCUUUCUCUACUUUUGCAAUGACCUGGGGGUAAGUGAUCCAAGGGCAUUGGCCGUGUUCGCGGCCACCAACAGUCUGAAUGAUCGACAACGUGCCCUUGUAUUGGCGCGAAGCGAUGCCCACGAUGCCUGUCGCAUCUAUCACGAUUUCAUCAUGUCACCCGACGGAGCGGAAGCUGCAGCGGCACGGUUCUUUUUUGGACAGCCAUCUCCAUCGUCUCAGCGCUCUCUCGUGUCACCGUCCAAUCUACACCAGAGCAAACAAGGUGUCAGCAUAGCUCCUCCUCGUCGGGAACGACUGCCACCCAAGUCGUUGGAGUCACGGCAUUUGCAGACACGGCCUUCGGUGGUGACAGCCCAUAAGGUGCUCACAUUUCAGUGUGCCUUUUUGUGAGUUACCACACAACACCAUGAAACAGUACACACCACAAGCACGCACAAUGAGAAGAGAACAUGCACACAGUUCUGACCAUACACACACAGAAAGAGAAAACGAGAAACAUACAUACGCAAACACUGCACACAAACAAACAAACAAUCAAUCCCAAUGAAUCAAUCAUGCCGCACUUGAACUGUUGCAUGCAUCGAAAAGGGAUCUUGAUCAUAAUGAAGAAUCACAAACACGGGGACCUGAACACUGCCUGAUUGCAGGAAUAUCUUGAUGCUAGCUAGCACUUGUUGCAGGGUUUGGAACCUAAACAAGGAGUAAAACACAGAAC
Messenger RNA from Seminavis robusta, 1760 nucleotides. Lineage: Eukaryota; Bacillariophyta; Bacillariophyceae; Naviculales; Naviculaceae. The record is from the annotation of a GenBank genome assembly.